Molecule: messenger RNA, 1497 nt
Organism: Epithele typhae
Lineage: Eukaryota; Fungi; Basidiomycota; Agaricomycetes; Polyporales; Epitheliaceae
Exons: 10
Coding region: 1-1497 (498 amino acids)
Molecular function (GO): protein binding
Source: RefSeq, a predicted model, not a curated record
AUGGCCACGAAGCGGAAGAACGAUGAAGAACUCGACUUCGUGGGAGACAAGAGAAAGAAAGCGAAGCAAGAGGACUCGCCAGGCAGAGGAAUGCUCGCCAGACUGCUCUGUCUACCAACCGAGCUGCAACUAUUGGUCUUCCAAGAGCUGCACCCGAAGAUCCUCUACAACAUCAGCUUAUCGUCCAAGCAGCUGAGGGCGUUCCUCUGGGACCAGUCUAAUCGGUCUUUGUGGGAGAGAACCAUCAAACGUGCGGAAGAACUGCCGGAAAGGCCACCAUGGUUAAGCACAUACGCGUUCAUCCGGUUGUUGUACAUGCCUUCUUGCCAUAACUGCGGCACGGAUGGAGUGAGAGAAAUCAUUUGGCCUUGGUUUGCUCGAUACUGUGAGGGCUGCGUGCUCGAGGUCUCCCAUUGGGAAGACAGCCGGGAUGCCGAUGCCAACGAAGUCCCAGCCAGUCCGAUGGGGAAAAUGUGGAUCUCUGCGGAAGCGCAGUAUCGCCAUGUCGAGAGAGAUGGCACAUGCACUUGGCGUGUCUUGAAGUCCUCUCUUCGCGAGUGGAAGCAGGAUUGGAAGAGAGACCCCGACUCCUAUCGGUUCUUCUUGCGAAGGCGGAGCGAAGGAGAAGAACGGGUUAAAUAUAUCUCUCAAGGAAAGAAGUGGGAGGCGGAAGAACGAGCAGACGAUAGAGCACGCGAGCAACAGAUCAUUGAGACACUCCGAAGCCAGAACUGGUCAGAGGUCUUGGAUUUCAUUGGCGAAGGCAUCCGGUACCUACUCGCGCUCCCUUCACUUCGCUCGUUUGAACCAGGGAGGGUCCCAAUCUAUCAUUGGGCACUCAGCGCAGAAACCAUUCACCACUACUCGCACUGGGAUGAUGCGUUUGAUGGCGCGACUUGCCCCUUCUCCACAAAUGUCCUCAAAAAGGAGGACGUGAACCUGUGGACCAUCGAGGCCAUGCGUUCAAUCGUACGCGCAUUGGACAUCGAUCCGUCAAGGGCGACGAUCGAAGAUUUGGAGGCGUCCCAGAAGCGCCUCCGAUGCACCACAUGCGUGAAUGAACAUAACGAAGGGCGCUGGUUUGCGUACGGCUGGCGAGCAGCGCUCAAACACGCCUGGGACUGCAAGUGCGAGCCAGAAGGCGGCGGUCACCCUGCACAACUCGCCCAGUGCUCGUGGGCUCAGGUCCGCGAGGACGAGCUCCCGCAUGUCCUCCAACUCGAGCGAGACAUCGUCGCCGAGGCGAUGGAAAACCCGCCGACCGGAUUGGACGUCGUGUGGACGAGCUGCCUGAACGACUUGAGCGUCCCGUGGGAGUCGAUGAUCAAGAACCUUAAGCACCUUCUUCGUUCACAGGAUCGGAUCGUUCCCUGGAUUCCGCCCCCUUCUCCGGCGCAGGCUCUGAAGGACGGUCUGGCUUUCCCUAACCCUCUCCUUUGCAAGAACACGCCGCAUGUUUACCACUGGUACUCUCCUCGUAUCGACUGCAGGAAGUAG